Molecule: messenger RNA, 2308 nt
Organism: Thamnophis elegans (Western terrestrial garter snake)
Lineage: Eukaryota; Metazoa; Chordata; Lepidosauria; Squamata; Natricidae
Gene: FRMD4A
Product: FERM domain containing 4A
Biological process (GO): establishment of epithelial cell polarity
Cellular component (GO): bicellular tight junction; adherens junction; cytoskeleton
Source: RefSeq, a predicted model, not a curated record
GAGCCCGAGGACGUUGGGAGGAAUUGUUCUCUCUGAGAAUGACUCCCACCAGCGAAAUUUGGGGUUGAUUCGGGGUUUACUUUUUUCCCCCUUUCGUGGAAAAAAAAACCCCACUGACAUUUAAACUCCGUUCGGUAGAAGUCUGGAAACUUUAGCAAACCGACGAAAGGACCCGUGCCAGGUUUUUCUUCCCUUUCUGCUUUGUGAGCUGGCAUGGCAGCUGUGCCCUUUGAGUUGGAAGGUCUUCUGUUGAGUUGGCAUUCCCUAGCCUGGAAUUUCACGUCGCGAGUCCUGGGCGCUGACCGGUUGAGGCAUCUCCAGAUCGUACGCCUGAUGCUUAAACCAUGGUGCAUCUCCAGAGCUGUGUACCAGAUGACAGAGGGCCGAAGGUGUCAGGUUCACCUCCUUGAUGACAGGAAGUUGGAACUUCUCGUGCAGCCCAAACUUCUAUCCAAGGAGCUGCUAGAUCUGGUGGCCUCCCAUUUCAACCUGAGAAAGGAAUAUUUCGGAAUUGCCUUCACUGAUGAGACGGGCCAUUUGAAUUGGCUUCAGUUGGACCGCCGAGUGCUGGAGCAUGAUUUCCCAAAAAAAUCUGGAUUGGUUGUUUUAUACUUCUGUGUCAGGUUCUACAUUGAGAGCAUUUCUUACCUGAAGGAUAACGCGACCAUCGAGUUGUUUUUCCUGAAUGCCAAGUCCUGCAUUUACAAGGCAACUGAUUGGGUUGACAGCGAAGUGGUGUUUGAGUUGGCUGCAUACAUCCUACAGGAAGCAAAAGGAGAUUUUUCAAGCCAUGAGACUGUAAGGACGGACUUGAAGAAAUUGCCAGCGCUUCCGACCCAGGCCCUCAAGGAGCACCCGUCUCUGGCUUAUUGUGAGGACCGGGUGAUUGAGCAUUACAAGAAGCUAAAUGGACAGACAAGAGGCCAAGCGAUUGUCAAUUACAUGAGCAUUGUAGAGUCCCUUCCAACCUACGGAGUCCAUUAUUAUGCAGUCAAGGAUAAGCAGGGGAUCCCGUGGUGGUUGGGACUCAGCUACAAAGGAAUCUUCCAAUAUGACUAUCACGACAAAGUGAAGCCAAGGAAGAUCUUCCAAUGGCGCCAGCUGGAGAACCUCUAUUUCCGCGAGAAGAAAUUCUCCGUGGAGGUGCAUGACCCACGCAGGGCGUCGGUGACCAGGAGGACUUUCGGACAUAGUGGAAUUGCUGUGCACACUUGGUACGCCUGUCCUGCCUUGAUCAAGUCCAUCUGGGCUAUGGCCAUCAGCCAACACCAGUUUUACCUGGACAGGAAGCAGAGCAAGUCCAAAAUCCAUGCCACCAGAAGCCUGAGUGAAAUCGCCAUUGACUUGACGGAAACUGGGACUCUGAAGACCUCCAAACUUGCCAACAUGGGCAGCAAAGGGAAGAUUAUCAGCGGCAGCAGUGGGAGCCUUCUGUCAUCAGGUCAGUCCCCAAACUCUCUGAGUUCCACCCGUAAUGCAACGCGGACUAAAUGCAAACUUCCAUCUCCCCGCAGGAGCUACAGCGAGAGUUGCUACCUGGAUUCUGCCCUCUAUCCAGAGCUCUCCGACGUCCAGUGGUACGGGCAGGACAAAGCCAAGCCUGGGACUCUAGUCUGACUUCAGCUGUUCCGAUGCAUCCAUGCCAUUUUUGGGGGGGUAAAAAAAAAGAAGAAAAUCACCUCACUGCCUCUUCAUUUGCCUUAUCCAGCUGCCCGACACACCACCGAAAAGCACUUUUGGCCACCGGACAAGUGAAGACGGUUAUCCCCGAAGGAGCAAUUGUCUCCGUAGUGCAAAUCCCCCCCCCAUGCACACACACACACCAUUCUUCAGUCCCCGGUUCUGCACACACGCACUCGUUCCUCCCACCCCACCCCCGCGGGUGUCAAGGCGAGAUAAUCUGGGUGACCAAUCCAAACCUUUCCUGGGUUACCCUCAGCGCGCAAAAACGUAUAUAUUCCGGCGUGAAGCGGUGAAAUUGAAAAUUCCCGUUUUGAAACGCAAAACGCAAAGCGGGCGUGAAGAAGGAUGGCAAACGCCCGUUUUUGGUCGAAGGCAGGAGAUCUGGCCACGCUUGGUCUCCAGAGACGAGUGAGAAGAGGGUCAAAGAUUUUGGUAACUUGCCCGAAGGACUCGCUUUUCUCUCAAAUGGGGCGUUUUUCUUAAAGAAGCAGCAAUAGUCUUUGUGAUGCUCUUUUGAGGCCCGACAAACCUUGAACCAUUUUAGAUCAGGGAACGUAUUUGCUGAACAAAACUCCGCAUUGGUGACAGGAAAGGCAUCUGGCCAUUAAACACUCUGCUAGCUCCA